This is a messenger RNA of Cynoglossus semilaevis (tongue sole), 1748 nucleotides long. RefSeq names its product phosphoethanolamine methyltransferase (gene pmt). The coding region runs from base 116 to 1603 and encodes 495 amino acids. The record is from RefSeq and is a predicted model, not a curated record. Lineage: Eukaryota; Metazoa; Chordata; Actinopteri; Pleuronectiformes; Cynoglossidae. The transcript has 12 exons.
AAAAAAAAAGCCACUCUGCCAGACAGGGGUCACUAAUAGCUAUUUAUAAUUCAUAUAAAUUCAUUGGUAUAGAUUAGUCCUUAAUUAAGUGCAAGUGCUUUUCCAGAAGAUCACCAUGGAAAAAGUGCGAAACAACAUGGCAGCGUUCUGGAAGGAACACUCCACAGAAGCCACCGUAGAGGAGAUGAUGCUGGAUACUCAAGCCAGGGACCUGACUCAGCAGGAGAUGCCUGAGAUUCUCUCCUUACUGCCCAGACUGACUGGAUACAAGGUGCUGGAACUGGGAGCUGGCAUUGGUCGUUACACCAGCCAACUGCUAACUAAAGCAGCCCAUGUCACCGCUGUGGACUUCAUGGAAAGCUUCAUUGAGAAAAACAGAGAAGUGAACGGUCACCAUAAAAAUGUAACAUUUCUUCAUGCUGAUGUCACAAAGCUGGAAAUCCCCAAAACCAGCCUGGAUUUCAUCUUCUCCAACUGGCUGCUCAUGUACCUGAGUGAUGAUGAGAUACAGCCCUUAAUGAAGAAAAUGCUGAGCUGGCUGCGUCCCGGUGGCUUUCUUUUCUUCAGAGAGUCCUGUAACCACAGAUCAGGUGACAAAAAGAGGAACUUCGACCCCACCAUUUACCGCAGUGAGGAUUGGUACAGUCAACUGGUGACAUCAGUACACAUGGAGGAGAAUAACACAGACCAGAAAUUUGGUUUUGACAUUGUCCUGAAAAAGAAAGUUUACGCUUAUGUCCAGAUGAAAAACAAUCCUAACCAAAUCUGCUGGCUUCUUGAGAAGGUCCAGCCUUCAGAGAAACAGAAUGGUUUCCACACAUUCCAGCAGUUCUUGGACAACCAGCAGUACACCAAGCGAGGCAUCCUGUGCUACGAGAGGAUUUUUGGGGCCGGCUACGUCAGCACGGGUGGCCCCAGCACCACGAAGGAGUUUGUGGACAUGUUGAACCUCAAACCUGGACAGAAAGUUUUGGAUGUUGGUUGUGGCAUCGGGGGAGGAGAUUUCUACAUGGCAAAGACCUUUGGUGUGAAGGUGCUCGGCCUGGACCUGUCAGAAAACAUGGUGGAAAUCGCUAUGGAGAGAGCGCUCAAAGAAAACCUGCCAUCAGUACAUCUGAAUGUCCAGUUUGAGGUGGCUGAUGCCACUAAGAGGACAUUUCCAGAAGGUUCCUUCGAUGUUAUCUACAGUCGGGAUACAAUCCUGCACAUAGAUGACAAGCUUGCUCUCUUUCAACGCUUCCACUCUUGGUUAAAGCCUGGUGGAAAGUUGCUCAUCAGCGAUUACUGCUGUGGCGAGAAGCCCUGGAAUCCAGAGUUUGAGGCCUAUGUCAAAAAGAGAGGCUACAUCCUUUAUACGCCUUCACAGUACGGCAAGGUCAUUGAAGAAGCUGGCUUCCGCAAUGUUCAGGCCACUGACCGCACAGAGCAGUUUAUCCAGGUGUUGAAGACAGAGCUGCAGAGGGCACAGGCCAUGAAGACCCAAUUCAUUCAGGAAUUCUCGGAGGAAGAUUAUUUUGCAAUCGUCAACGGAUGGAGUGACAAACUGAAACGUUCCAACAGUGGAGCUCAACGGUGGGGUCUCUUCUACACUACAAAGGAUUGAAUUUAUUGUCUGCAAAAAUACCAGUCUUAGAUAAACGUAGGCCUCGUUAUACACAGUAUACACAGAACACAGUGUACACAGUGUACACAGUGUACACAGGGCCAGACAGAAAUAAUUUAACAAUAAAGUAUUUAACUUACCUGGA